UUGGUGAUGAACGGGGGUACUCUCGCUCUCUCCCUCUCUGUCUCCCUCUCGCUCCACCAGUGACAGCUGAGUGGCUGGGAGCUAAUUGCUGUUGCGUGAGGUCAGAGAGACAUUUAUCUGACUGAGCUAGCCUUCCCUGCUAGCCCACAACAGACAGACAGACGGACAGGGAGGAUGUUGCACAGCUCACACUACAGAGAGGAGAGCCUGGCUGCUAAAGCACUGACUAACUGAGAAGUCCCAGGGACAUGCACACACAUACAUACAGUCUUUCUCUCUCUCUCACACACACACACACCUACACACACACAGGUUGUCAGUGAUCAGGAGCAGUGGGAUCACAGGAACUCUAAAGCUUCUAAGGAAGAGGAAUACCACUAACUGUUUCAUCUCUAAACGCUCCAUACUAAUCUCUGGCCUCCACAGAACCCCUGAAACAUCUGGAAACAUCCGGAAACAGACAAGACAAUGUCUGCUGUUGGACGACGGUCUCCUCUGCCGGGAUCACACAGCCGACACACACAGUGAGGAUUACACUGAGACAGACAGACGGACAUCAACAUAAAGACUGGCCUCAUUCAUACAGAGAGACAGUGAGACAGACUGACGGACAUCAACAUAAAGACUGGCCUCAUUCAUUCAGAGAGACAGUGAGACAGACUGACGGACAUCAACCUACAGCCUUGUGUCCUUACAACAGAGAGACAGACAACAGCUCCAAACAGAGAGAGACAUCACACUAGUGCCUGGUCACUCUGCAACCCUCCUACCCUCCACCCACUCCACCUCCCACCAGCUGGCCUCAGCGCCCCAGCCAGGGGUUACAGGUCACAGGUUAGGGGGACCAGCCCGUCCAGGCUCCUAGUGAACAGCGCUAGGAGGGCUCCGUCUGGCACUCUGUUCUGUUCUGUCUGCCGGAGCAGACAGCAGUAUUUCAGCAUGUUGUCCGUGGCGCCCCACAGCAGUGCAUUAUAAUGCCCAGAUGGAUGCCACUGCCAUGCAACCUGCCUAACUUGCUGUCGGGACUGUACCUUCACCUCAUCUUCCUGCUGGGCAGCGUGUGUGUGGCCUGCAGCAACUGCACACCCGAGCAGCUGGCCGCCAUCAUGAACUGCUCCAAGCACGAGCACCACGCACGGAACUACGACUACAUGGAAGGGGGAGAUGUACGCAUACGACAGCUGUUCAGCCGGACGCAGUGGUUCCUUACCGUCGACGACUACGGCAACAUCAACGGGACACAAGACCCCACCAACUGUUACAGUAUCCUGGAGGUCCGUACGGUGUCCGAGGGAGGAGUGUUAGCUAUCAAAGGAGUGAAGAGUCAGUACUAUAUCUCCAUGAACAGGACUGGCCUGCUGCAAGGCAAGAAAAUCUACAAUGAGAACUGCAACUUCAAGGAGAUUUUCCUAGAAAACUACUUCAACGCUUACUCGUCUGUUAAGUCGAGCAGAGACGGCAAGGAGAUGUUCAUUGCUCUGUCUCAAAAGGGCAGACCACUGAGAGGGAAGAAGACCAGGAGGGAACACAUCACCUCCCACUUCAUUCCCAUGAAAUGCAGAGAGGAGGAGAGGACUGGCGUCUGAGAGAAGGAGACUGAAAAAGGAAGAGGUGACUGGAGCCUGAGAGGAAGACAGGACGGAAAGAGGAGAGGAGGAGAGGACUGAAGGAGGAAAGGACUGAAAGAGGAGAGGAGAGGACUGAAAAAGGAGAGGACUGAAAGAGGAGAGGAGGAGAGGACUGAAAGAGGAGGAGAAGACUGAAAGAGGAGAGGACUGAAAGAGGAGAGGAGAAUAUAUCUGAAAGAGGAGGAGAGGACUGAAAGAGGAGAGGAAAGAAAUGGGGCUUUAAAGGAGGAGAGGAGAGGAUGGGCCUGAGAGUUGAGAGGACUGAGAGAGCAGAAAUGACAGAAAGAGGAGUAAAGAAGGAUAGGAGAGGACUGAGAGAGCAGAGAGGACAGAAAGAGGAGGAAAGAAGGAUGGGAGAGAGGACUGAGAGCAGAGAGGACAGAAAGAGGAGGAAAGAAGGAUAGGAGAGAGGACAGAGAGCAGAGAGGACAGAAAGAGGAGGAAAGCAGGAUAGGAGAGAGGACUGAGAGAGCAGAGAGGACAGAAAGAGGAGGAAAGAAGGAUGGGAGAGAGGACAGAGAGCAGAGAGGACAGAAAGAGGAGGAAAGAAGGAUGAGAGAGAGGACAGAGAGGACAGAAAGAGGAGGAAAGAAGGAUGGGAGAGAGGACAGAGAGCAGAGAGGACAGAAAGAGGAGGACAGAAGGAUAGGAGAGAUGACAGAGAACAGAGAGGACAGAAAGAGGAGGAAAGAAGGAUGGGAGAGAGGACAGAGAGCAGAGAGGACAGAACAGAAAGGACUGAAGCUGUGACGUCUGGAUGAAGAGACCCAUGUUGGGAUUCUUGGACGUUGUGACGGCUGAGCUGCAGAUCUUUGUUGUAUAAUUGAAUAUAAUCUAACUCCAGUCGGUACAGUAUACCACUUCAGUCACGUCAUAUUAGCUGUGAAACACUGAGAAAAUACAACUACUCAUCAUUAUCAACAACACCACUCUCCUGGCUGGUACAAUGUAAAUAAGUUCUGUAGUUACUUAUCCUUUCAUGUGCCAAGGUUUUUAGUGUAAAACUGAUGCACGGUCCUCCUCAGGAGUGCGAAUGUUAAAGGUCCAAUGCAGCUGUUCUGAGUAACAAUUAAGUACCUUACUGUGAUUGAUUUCAAUAAAAAUUGUGAAAAAGAAACAACAUUUGCUUCUUAGCAAAGAGCAAGUUUCUCAAGCAAGAAUUUAGCUGGAACAGUAUGUGAUUGGUCUGAGUGGGGAGGGGAAAACUGAAAACUAGCUGUUAUUGGCAGAGAGAUGUGAAACUCUCUUUCUUAUUGGUGAUGUCAACAGGCAGGCUAAAACUCCACCCACCAAAACAGGCUGAAAUGUCAUGCAGUUAUCUCAAACAGCUCCUACACUAAAAGGGAAUUAUCAUGAUUUUCAACAUUUCACAGUAUUAUUCCAACCUCACUGUGUGGAAAUAUAUCUAAAACAACAGGUAGUGGUCAAUAAUACUAACAAUAUCCUUGAUAUGGAUGAAGUCAAGCACUCUGUUUCAGCAUAACGGUUGUUUUGGGAUAAACGCAAUACAGGGAAAGUCAUUAGAAAAGGGAUGUUUGAGAACAUUUAUAAUAAAACUGUUCCUACUGACUGAAUUCUCCAGGUAAUGUCAAAAUGUAAUGUCAAAAUGUAAUGUCAAAGUAAGCUGAUCAGUCACUUACUUUACUCAAGAAAAGUAUUAUUAUUGAUAAUAGUUGUACUAUUAUACUAGUCGUACUUCCCUUAUUAUAAUGGGUAAUAGUGUAAUGAAUAUAGGAGAACUAAUAAAAUACAGUUGGUAUUUACCUGGAAUUUGCAAAAACAAACAGCUGGUUAUAAUUUGUAUUAUUAUGGGUGGUUCGAGCCCUGGAUGCUGAUUGUCUGAGAAACGUGGUAUAUCACCGGUAUGACAAAACAUGUACUUUUACUGCUCUAAUUCCAUUGGUAACCAGCUUAUAAUAGCAAUAAGGCACCUCAGGCGUUUGUGGUAUAUGGCCAAUAGUUGCUUCAUGCAUAACAGCCCUUAGCCGUGGUCAUAUACCACACCCCCUCGGGCCUCAUUGCUUCAUUAUAGACUACUUAAUCAAUCAAGAAAAUUUUAAACGAUGUGAUAUCAAAUGGCACCUAUUGCAGUGCUCCAUGUUUCAUUUCAUCCCAAACAUUCUAAGAGCUCGUUACUGAGUAAUAAUUAUUUGUUUCAAUGUUAUGUCUAAGAGCUAGUAACUGAGUAAUAAUGAUUUGUUUCCAUGUAAGUAAAUUGCAGGUAGAAAGCAGACUGUAAAAUAAAGUGUAACUAAACAGAGUAUAAUAAGCAAACAGUACCAUAUACAUAUUAACAGGUAUGAACUGUCAGCAGAGAACUACCAAAGCAAAAACUCAGUUGGCUUGAUGUUGGAUCAAUGUAAAGACAGACAGCAAGCUGGACUUGUCUUUUCACUGUACAAGUGUUCAAAGCAUACCAUAUACAUACAUACAUACAUACACACACAAUAUAUACAGUAUAUUGAUAAAUAUAUAUGUACGAACUAAAAUACAUAUGUAAUUACAUGUGACAGCUGCUCAUUGACUCCCAAUGAAUUUACUAAGGUUUCAUAAUGACUGUGUACCAAAUGGCACUGUAUUUCCUACAUAUAUAAAAUAAUGUACUUUGUGGGAUAAAUAAAGUAUUUUUAAUGUAAUUAAAAGUAGUGCACUAUGUAGGGAAUAGGGUGCAGGGAAUGUGGGGAAUGUGGGACGCAGGUUUAACAAUGCAAGAGUGUAACGCUGAUGAUGCUGAUGAAGUUAGGAAUGAUAUCUGGAUUAAAGUACAGAGACACCAGAACACACAGCGUGUUAAAUGUGUAUGUUAUACUGUAUGCCUUGAUCUUCCUCCACUAUAAUUAAUGAUUAUAUCAAUUGUUAGCGUUGUUCUCUGUUAUGCACCUGACGUGUUAAAUGGUAUUUCUUUAAACUAGCACCCUAUUCUAUAUAUAGUGCACUACUUUUGACUGGAGCCCUAUGGGCCCUGGUUAAAAGUAGUGCACUACUCAGACAAUAGGGUGCCAUUUGGGAUGUAUACAGGCUUUUUUUCUGUUGAGACAUUCCAUGUUCUGCCAGAUACCAUAAUGCUUUACUAAGGUAUUGUUGGUCUCACUAAGGAAUUGAAGUUAACUGCAGCAACAUACCAGAGGCUUCAUUUAACCACUUCAUUCCUUUAAUCUCUUCUGUUUUGGGAUGUUCCUGAAGCACAUCACAUAUACCGUACUCGUCAUCUCACUACCUACAGAAAGACCUUUUAAAUAACGUUUUAACAACCUUUUAAAGACAUUCACUCUGUCUGCACAGUUACAACUAAACUGCAAAAUGUCCAUACUGGCCUAUAACGUUUGUGUUAUUAUCCAUUGUUUUAACUUAUUAUUUGUGUUAUUUAUAUAAAAAACAAAGAGGAGUUAUUAUGGGGUGUUUGGAGUGUAAAUUAUUUAUUUUUUAAGAUGUGUUUUGCUGCGGCAUCUUUGGGGACAUAAACCAUGCCCUCAUUCUGCCACUACCCAUAAUCCUCGCUGGCCAGGAGUGUGAGCAGAGGGUUCGGUUUGAACCAGAGAAACAACAACAUAUCACCUGCCAACAACACAUUCGAGGAACAGCAAAAUACAAGACAUUCAGAGAAUAACUGAAUGGCAAAAUACAAGACAUUCAGAGAAUAACUGAACAGCAAAAUACAAGACAUUCAGAGAAUAACUGAUCGGCAAAAUACAAGACAUUCAGAGAAUAACUGAUCGGCAAAAUACAAGACAUUCAGAGAAUAACUGAACGGCAAAAUACAAGACAUUCAGAGAAUAACUGAAUGGCAAAAUACAAGACAUUCAGAGAAUAACUGAACAGCAAAAUACAAGACAUUCAGAGAAUAACUGAUCGGCAAAAUACAAGACAUUCAGAGAAUAACUGAACGGCAAAAUACAAGACAUUCAGAGAAUAACUGAAUGGCAAAAUACAAGACAUUCAGAGAAUAACUGAACGGCAAAAUACAAGACAUUCAGAGAAUAACUGAACGGCAAAAUACAAGACAUUCAGAGAAUAACUGAACGGCAAAAUACAAGACAAUCAGAGAAUAACUGAACGGCAAAAUACAAGACAUUCAGAGAAUAACUGAACGGCAAAAUACAAGACAUUCAGAGAAUAACUCGUCAGGAAUAUAAAAAGGAUCCUCUGUGCUGAUGUCAUAUGGAUAAUAAACCAGCAUAUAUCUGACAACUUAAGUGUUUUUUAUUUUAAACACAGACACUUGAUAUACAGAAUGGCAUAGGGUUCCACCAUCCUACUAUGUUCUAUAACGGCGAUGCUAUUGACCCUGUUAAAAUCCGUAAUAUGGUCCUCGGUAAAGAUGGAACAGAUCAUGACGAGAGGUGGGGAGUGUGUUAUGUACCUCCAUUGAAAUUGAUUUGCAAAGUUGGAUCAAAAUUGGUGUCAUACUGCCUUAGAUGUGAUGGUAGGAAGAUUUGAUUUUAAAAUUGAGCAUUAAUCAAUGCCUCAUGUACCAUAACAAUGUUUUAUACCUUAUAUCAUAUAUCAUAUAGCAUACAGUAUUAUUGGAUUGUGGGUUUACCUGUUAAACCCUGACAAGAGACAAGUAUCCCUGUCUGGUGAUCCUCUAAGAUAUUGUAGGAUCUUACAGCAUCUUCUAGGAUCUCGAAAGAUAUUUUCAGGAUGUGAGCUUGGCUGGGAUCUCAAAAACAUAUUAAGAGAUGGUGAGUCAAGCCCCCUACAGAUCCAUAUAUCAUUCUAACAACACCUUCCAUUAGUCUCUUCAUACUGAUGGCCUAAAAAUAACCUUGUGCAGUUUAAAGGUCUGCUGCAGGUCUGGGUCCUUCAGACUGCCGACGUUAAUAAAACUCUCAGUCUCACUGUGUUGGAGUUUUCUCCAGAGAUGUUAACCAGACUAGUUCCCAUCUUAUACAA
This is a messenger RNA of Salvelinus fontinalis (brook trout), 6521 nucleotides long. Its product is annotated as fibroblast growth factor 7-like. Gene Ontology annotation, biological process: positive chemotaxis; positive regulation of peptidyl-tyrosine phosphorylation; cell differentiation. The record is from RefSeq and is a predicted model, not a curated record. Gene Ontology annotation, cellular component: cytoplasm. Lineage: Eukaryota; Metazoa; Chordata; Actinopteri; Salmoniformes; Salmonidae. Gene Ontology annotation, molecular function: type 2 fibroblast growth factor receptor binding; growth factor activity. The coding region runs from base 975 to 1586 and encodes 203 amino acids. The transcript is spliced from 4 exons.